AUGCCGUUCUCGCGGAGUGUGCUGGUCUUGCUGGCCUCGGCAUCAUGGGGCCUGGUGCAUGCAGCGCCCAGCUGCCGGAACCCGCUCUUCCCCGUGCACUGGUCAAGAGAAUGCAGCCGCAUGUGCCCGAGCCUUCUCCAUGAGGAUGCAGCAGUGUCGAAUAACUUGACAGCUUGUCCCCACUGGAAUGGUUUGGCGAGCUGUUGCAGCACUGGCCUGGAAGCAGUGCAGCAUCGUGCAUUUGCCCAGUGGAAACUAUCGCUGGGAGAAAUCAUCGUGAGCUGGAGAAGCUAUGCAGCUGGCAUGACGAUGCGCCAGCUCACCAAAGUGUAUGAGUACUCAGAUGAUGAGAUGCGCGUGCUGUUCGAUGAAGCACUGGCAGCAGUGCGACAUAGCACAGCGGUUUUUGGCCCGUGUCUUCUGUCAAUGCUGCAGUACGCUGCCGGCAUGAUUUGCUUCAUGUGCGACCCGCAAUGGGAAGCAUAUCUAUACAAGUCCGAACUGCCCGUGGCACAGACUGAAGAAGAGAAGCGCUACCUAGCAGGUGCGAGCUAUGACGCCGUGGCCGUAGCUUCUGGUACGUGUGCGGCGCUGUGGGCAGGCUGCGAGGCUUUCUCAACUGCUGCGCGUGAUGCCUGGGACAAGAUACUCCAGUGCCCGCUUGCAAAGCAGAUCGAGCAGCCUCUCCCGGAUCUGCCACCCUUCUUCUCCAAGCCAGACCUGUGCGAGUGGACCCGGGCUGCCAUUGCGCUGCAGCCUCUGGCUGAAACGUCGCGAAUGUUGCCUGAGCAGCGACUUCCAAAAUUGCCCUCAGAUGCCAGCACCACAACUGAAACCGCCUCCGGCGAGGAUGAGGUGGGUCUGCGCAGGUUGCAAGAGGACACGGACGACAUAAACCCAUCAAACAGAACCAGUUCGCCUUAUGCUUGGGGUCGCUGGUUUCUUGUGGCAGCAUUCCGGCAGCCUGACGAGGUCCUGGUUGCCAAGGCGCCCGGAGCGGUUGGUGCAGCCUUAGACUUUGACGAACUCCUGGGCAGAGACGAGCUGGGACGUGUGCAUUGCGUCUCCGCGACAAGCUUUGGCCGUACUGGAACCCCGGCAGAGCUGUACACGGCGGCGGAGGCAGAAGAUGAGUUGCAGUCUCAGUUCGUCGUCCGCUAUGCGUACAAGGUCCUGGAAGGGAAGAUCACCCUCUCCGCAGCGACAGACGUUUGGCCAGCUCCGGACGCCAAGAGGAGGGUCGCUGGUCUGGUGGCCUUCGGCGGAAACUUGUUCGUGGCAGAUGAUGAGGGCCAAAUUUCCCGCCUGCCUGCGGCUUCGAUGGCGCAAGGAGGGAGGACAGACGGUGUUCAGCUGUAUGCAACGCCAGCCGAGAGCGAUGGGGCACGCCAGCCAAUCACUGGUCUGGCUGUCUCCGAGAAUGGGAGCGUUCUAUUCUGGUCCACUCCUUCAAGCAUCUUCAAGGGUCAAAGUGAUGGAGAAGGGAGGCCUCAGACGAUCUUCGGUCAGGAGCAGUUACAAGAGUUGGGCGGGAGCUCCGCCAUUGUUCACUUGGCAUCCGAUCCUCUGGACGAGCUACUGUUCUUCGCAGUGCAUCGAGGCGCCACCUCCCAGAGCUGUCGGCUCAGCCGGCUGCCGCUGCGCCCACGCCGCGGCCAUGUCAUCACGACUUCCUUCGAGUGGCCCACAGAGCAGUUGUGGAUCAGCGCGCAUUCACAGAUUCUUUACGUCGCGGCGGAGCAUGGGAUUUAUUCUCUCCCGGUCAAUUUCUCGACAUCAGUGACUCCACGCCUUGUCUUCAGCGACCAGAAGAAGCUGUUGACAAGUUUCCACAGCUUUCAUGUCCGUGGCACGGAUUGCGUCCUGGGCGACUGGCGAGCAGAUGGUGCAUGCACAAAAACUUGUGGAGGCGGAGUGCAGAAGUUAAUUCGCCCCGUUCUCACCCCAGCCGCUGGCGGUGGCCGGCCAUGUUCAGAGCAGCAGGUUCGCUACAAGGAAUGCUUCGACCAGCCAUGCCCGGAGAAUGCUACAGAUUGCCUGAUGGGUCAGUGGAUCAACCUGGCCGUUUGUUCUGCUACCUGUGGCUAUGGCAAGCUGCAUCAGAGGCGCUCUGUCCUACGCCAUGCAGCUUUCGGAGGAGCCGAAUGCCCCGAAGAGCAGGAGCGCAGUGUGGAUUGCCUUCUUGCAGAAUGUGGGGGCUUCGAUUUCCUGCUGGCGGCAAUGCCUCACAUGGGUCUGGUAUCAUCGCAGCUUCUGGCCAAGCAGGAGAAGAUUGAGUGGACCACUUCUUCCGCAGUCGGUGCUGUGCACAUCGGAUCCAAGAGCAUCGUGGCAAUCGAUUCGGACAAUCGCUUCCUCUACAUGGCAUCAAGCGGAGGAGAGAGCGUGGAACGCUGGUCGAUGAGCGUAGGUGAUGGCCACAUCAUGUCUUUCUUCGCGAAGUGGGCGGUCUUUACCCCGCAGGCGAAGGGCACGCAGCCAACAAUAGUUGACUUCAAGGUCCAAGCCGCCGCCUUGUACAUCGCGACCUCGGACGAGAUGAUCUCGCGAAUAGAUGAAGAUGCAUUGCUGACCUCCAGAGCCGAGCCUCCCUUGGUGCAGGUCCUGUACAAGGGCCUGGGGCGGCUCCGCAGCUUGUCGGUCGCAGGGACCUACCUCCUCUGGGCCACUAACAAGCAGGUCACUUUGGGCACCGUGGAUGGGCCGGAAGUGCUGGUAACCGAGCGACCGGUUCUGAGCCGCAAAUCCCUAGAGGACUUGGUCGGCUCGUCUUCUGAGGUCGUCCAGGUGGAGCUGCUCUGGGAUGCCAGCCGUUUCUUCCUUGGAGCUUGGGACGACGUCCAGAAAACGAUGUCUAUCUUCCAGGUGUCCAUCUCACCGGACAGCCUUGCCAGUGCAAUUGUCGAGCAUCAACAGCUUCGGCAGCUUCAACAGACGUGGUCUACUCAAGCUGUGAGAAUCCUUGCAACUCCAUUCUCUGCAUACGUUUAUAGCCAUCUCCAAAUCUGGAGUCUGCCUCUGCAUUUGAACGAGGACACCUCAUUAUCCUUGCUCUACGAGUCAAAAACUGCCGCGAAUAUCUCUGGCCUUGGAUACUUCUUUCAGAAGGGCUUGGACUGUGCAGUUUCGGCCUGGAUCAACGUCUCACUUUGCAGCGCCAGCUGCGGCGGUGGACUUGUACGGCAGGCUCGUGAAAUCCUGGCGAAGGCAUCUGAAGGUGGAAGUCCCUGCCCUGCUGAGUUGGAAAGGGAGCUGCCAUGCAACGAACUUCAGUGCCCGGUGGACUGCAAGAUGAGCGACUGGAAAGAUGAGGGUCACUGUUCCAAAAGCUGCGGGGGUGGAACCCUCCGGCAGACACGGCUCGUCCUGUCGCAUCCUAUGUUCGGAGGGCAACAAUGCUCGAGAGUCUUGGAGCAGCACGUGCUGUGCAACAAGUACCCCUGCAAAGGACUUGAUUGCGAGGUAUCUGGGUGGAUGGACCAGGGGCAUUGCUCUCGCAGUUGCGGUGGCGGACUGCAGCGCCAGUUCCGUAAGGUCGAAGAUCUCAUCGGGACGAUCUAUCGAAAUCGGUCAUGUGUAGGGGUACCGUAUGUUGAGCACCAGUCUCAGAUGCAGUCAACAGGCAGUAUAUCACAUUUGCUGUCCAGGUUGUCAAGGAGGCAACGCUCGGAGGCAGGACAUGCGGGGAGAUGA
Molecule: messenger RNA, 3693 nt
Organism: Symbiodinium natans
Lineage: Eukaryota; Dinophyceae; Suessiales; Symbiodiniaceae
Source: the annotation of a GenBank genome assembly